AUGGAUGUUGUGAUUGAUAGUCGGGAUUCAGUGAGUAAUCUCGAUCAGUCCCGUUGGGGCAUAAAUCUGGACAAUUUACUGAAUGAUUCAGACGGUGUGGAAUUUUUCAACAAAUUUCUUUCCUAUAAACAUUCUGCAAGUCAUCUUCUUGAUUUCUGGUUCGCCUGCAAGGGCUUCCGGUCAAAUGCUGACCUGUCCAAUCCUGACAAGCUUUUUCAAGUCGCUAAAGUUAUUUAUAGGACUUAUAUAAAGUCAGGUGCUUCACAUGCAGUUCCGCUUCCUUAUAUUUUAAAACAAAACAUUAAUGAGUGCCUGUCGUCCUACCAUCAUGGGUACAAAAAAGGCCUCUCUUCCAAUGCUUCUGUACAACCCCCUGAUCGGUGUCUGUUUGACUCAGCACAGAAUGUUGUAAAAAGUCUUCUGGAGCAAAAAUAUUAUCCCGAGUUCCUUACUUUCAUCUCAUGUCCCAGCAAUUUAUUAUGUAUAACUUCAAGUGGACCACUCUGUUCUGACAGAAAAACACGAAACAAGUACCUCGAGUUUCUUUACUCAGACUAUAAACUGGAAAGUCGUCGAUCAAAUCGCACUAAGCACAAGUCAUUUUCUGAAUACAAUAGGUUUUCUGCUGAUCAAUCUCCUGGCGCCAAGAAUUUUCAUCCCUUAUUCACUCCAGAUUAUAACCUUGCCAAUAAUAAUAAUAAUUGUAAUAUACCUUCGACUUUGGAACAAAUUUCUACAAAUCCUUUUGUUCGACUAACUACCAGUUGGACAUCUUCAACAAUCCAAUCACCAAUUAUUCAUUCUGCACAACCUGAUUUUCACUAUGAUAAGUCAAGUAAAUCACAUCAUCAUCACCAUCGAUCAACUAGCCGUCAUCAAUUCUUUAAUAUUGACGACUAUCCAUUACCUGGUAAUAUUUCUAAAAUGCCUGCAACAGCGAAUGAUUCCAUAUUAACUGAUAGUCAUCUACAACAAACAGACAAUCAUGCAAAAGAUACAACCAGUUCAAAACGACAACAUGAUAGCAGUAACAUUUGUGACAGUCAAUCACAAUUCACAAAUCAACCGUGUUUUAUGAAUAAUAAUAAUAACAAUAAUAAUAAUAAUCCACAUCCUGGAAACGGCUCAAGUCAAUUAUUAACACAAGCACCUAUCACAUCUUCAUCAGUAAUAACAAUGCAGUCAGUGAAUUCAACAUCAAAUAAUGUUGAUUUACCAUUUAUGCAUUCGGUUAAUUUACGACAAACACAUCAAUCGGAUAACCUCAUAAAAGAGUCUAAUACUACUACUAAUAUAAUAAUAAUAAUAAUGAUAAUAAUCCUCCCAAAAUAA
Schistosoma mattheei is the source of this 1332-nucleotide messenger RNA. Lineage: Eukaryota; Metazoa; Platyhelminthes; Trematoda; Strigeidida; Schistosomatidae. The record is from the annotation of a GenBank genome assembly.